AUGGACAAGCGUAAAAAUAUUCGUAACAUGUCUGUUAUUGCGCACGUCGACCAUGGAAAAUCAACGCUUACCGAUUCGCUUGUUUCAAAGGCUGGAAUUAUUGCUGGAGCAAAAGCUGGGGAGACGCGUUUCACUGAUACUCGCAAAGAUGAACAAGAUCGUUGUAUUACCAUCAAAUCGACGGCCAUUUCGAUGUUCUUCGAGCUUGACAUGAAAGACUUGGAUUUCGUUAAGGGAGACAAUCAAUGCGAAAUUCAACAAGUUGAUGGGGCACCAAAGAAGUACAACGGCUUCCUUAUCAAUCUUAUUGAUUCUCCUGGACACGUUGACUUCUCUAGUGAAGUUACCGCUGCUUUACGUGUUACUGAUGGUGCUUUGGUUGUUGUGGAUUGUGUUUCAGGAGUUUGUGUGCAAACCGAAACUGUGUUACGUCAAGCAAUUGCUGAACGUAUCAAGCCUGUGCUUUUUAUGAACAAGAUGGACCGUGCACUUCUUGAAUUACAACUUGGACAAGAAGAACUUUACCAAACAUUCCAACGUAUUGUGGAGAACAUCAACGUUAUUAUUGCUACAUAUGGAGACGACGACGGGCCGAUGGGACCGAUUCAAGUUGAUCCUUCUAUUGGAAAUGUUGGUUUUGGGUCAGGUCUUCAUGGAUGGGCUUUUACACUCAAACAGUUUGCUGAGAUGUACGCUGACAAGUUUGGAGUUCAGGUCGAUAAGUUGAUGAAGAAUCUGUGGGGCGAUCGCUUCUUCAACCUCAAAACAAAGAAGUGGACCAGCACUCAAGAACCGGACACUAAGCGUGGAUUUUGCCAAUUCGUUUUGGAUCCAAUCUACAAAGUUUUUGAUUGUGUGAUGAACAUUAAGAAGGAGGAGACGACCAAACUUUGCGAAAAGUUGGGAGUUAAGCUUACGGCUGAAGAGAGGGAUUUGGAAGGGAAACCACUUCUUAAGACAAUUAUGCGUAAAUGGCUUCCUGCUGGUGAUACUAUGCUUCAGAUGAUUUGCAUUCAUUUGCCUUCACCUGUCACUGCCCAAAAGUACCGAAUGGAAAUGCUCUAUGAAGGACCUCAUGAUGACGAAGCAGCAAUUGCUUCAAAGGCAUGUGAUCCCAACGGACCUUUGAUGAUGUAUAUCUCAAAAAUGGUACCAACUUCUGAUAAGGGACGUUUCUAUGCUUUCGGUCGUGUUUUCUCUGGAAAAGUAGCAACUGGAAUGAAGGCUCGAAUUCAAGGACCAAACUAUGUUGUUGGCAAGAAGGAGGACCUUUAUGAAAAGACAAUUCAACGGUUUGUUGGUUUUUAUGGUUUUAAAACCGUCUUAAUUUUUAGUACAAUUCUCAUGAUGGGACGUUAUAUUGAACCAAUUGAAGAUAUCCCUGCAGGAAAUAUUGCUGGACUUGUUGGUGUUGAUCAAUAUCUCGUUAAGGGCGGAACAAUUACAACUUACAAGGAUGCUCACAAUUUGCGUGUUAUGAAAUUCUCUGUCUCUCCUGUUGUGCGUGUUGCUGUGGAACCGAAAAAUGCUGGGGAUUUGCCAAAAUUGGUUGAAGGUUUGAAACGUUUGGCUAAAUCUGAUCCUAUGGUGCAAUGCAUUUUUGAGGAGUCUGGAGAGCACAUUAUUGCUGGUGCUGGAGAAUUGCAUUUGGAAAUUUGUUUAAAAGAUUUGGAAGAGGACCACGCUUGCAUUCCAAUCAAAAAGUCUGAUCCAGUUGUGUCAUAUCGUGAAACGGUCACUGAGGAAUCUGAUAUUAUGUGCCUUUCAAAAUCGCCAAACAAACACAACCGUCUCUUCUGCAAAGCAAAACCAAUGGCUACUGGAUUACCUGAAGCAAUUGAGGGUGGAGAAGUCAGCCCAACUGACGAUCCAAAAAAUCGAGCAAGAAUUCUUGCUGAAAAAUAUGAAUUUGAUGCGACUGAUGCUCGUAAAAUUUGGUGUUUUGGACCUGAAGGGACUGGAGCAAACCUUUUGGUCGACGUGACGAAAGGAGUUCAAUAUCUUAACGAAAUAAAGGAUUCGGUUGUAGCAGGAUUCCAAUGGGCAACCAAGGAAGGUGUAAUGUGUGAUGAGAAUAUGCGUGGUGUUCGCUUUGAUAUUCACGAUGUGACUCUUCACGCUGACGCAAUUCACCGUGGUGGUGGUCAAAUCAUUCCAACGGCACGUCGUGUCUUUUAUGCUUCCGUCCUUACUGCAAAACCUCGAAUACAAGAGCCCGUCUAUUUGGUUGAAAUUCAAUGUCCAGAGGCAGCCGUUGGUGGUAUCUAUGGUGUAUUGAACCGUCGCCGUGGUGUUGUCUUUGAGGAAAGUCAAAUUGCCGGAACACCAAUGUUCAUUGUUAAGGCUCAUUUGCCUGUAAAUGAAUCUUUUGGUUUUACUGCUGAUUUGCGUUCAAAUACUGGUGGGCAAGCAUUCCCACAAUGUGUGUUCGACCACUGGCAGAUUUUGCCUGGUGAUCCAUUCGAGAGCACUUCGCGUCCGGCACAAGUUGUGGCAGAAACGAGAAAACGUAAAGGACUUAAGGAAGGAAUCCCGUCGCUUGAUAAUUUCUAUGAUAAACUUUAA
This is a messenger RNA of Meloidogyne enterolobii, 2565 nucleotides long. The record is from the annotation of a GenBank genome assembly. NCBI's taxonomy places the organism in Eukaryota, Metazoa, Nematoda, Chromadorea, Rhabditida, Meloidogynidae.